Messenger RNA from Fusarium fujikuroi IMI 58289, 891 nucleotides. RefSeq lists its product as uncharacterized. The record is from RefSeq and is a predicted model, not a curated record. Lineage: Eukaryota; Fungi; Ascomycota; Sordariomycetes; Hypocreales; Nectriaceae. Bases 1 to 891 code for a protein of 296 amino acids. The transcript is spliced from 2 exons.
AUGAAAUCUUCGGCGUUACGACUCCUUGCCCUGGCAUCUUUUGCGCCCUGUCUCAUCUCUUCUCAGGACGCUCCUCUUCCACCUGAAGAUCCUGCGAGCACGUCGCUUGUGUUUGUUACCCACGGCCCCCCAAGGCCUGUUAUACCGUUGCCUGGAGAGUCAGCAACUUCUUUGGCAGACAUUCCUGGGAAUGAUGAGCCAAACCCCGAUGACGAUCCAGGUGCAACCGAGUCGGACUCUCCAGAGACCAAGAGUCCUGGUGAUGUCAACGGCAAUGCUUCACCUGCUGCAACAUCUACCGGUAAAGAUGAGAACCCAUCACCCAUUGAUGAGGAAUCUCAGCCCGCCGUUUCACAGACCCAAGCUCCUUCAGAGGGUGAAAGCACUGUGACCCAGGACGUUCCUGAGCCCCCUCAGGUUUCUUCAGGACCCGCGGGUCCAAAAUCAACUGCCGAGGGUGAUGGGCCGCCUGUGACAGCUGCUCCUGGAACGGAAACAGAAGGGGAACAAGCGACAGUUACAGGCUCUGAUGACGAAGUCGUUACUUGGAGUGCAGUUCGAGACCCUGAGCAUAUAGACAACACCAAAACAAUAACUCAGACUGAUGAUGAUGGAGCUAUUGUCCCCAUAUUCCCUGGAGGUUGGUGGUGGUCCCGACUUGACGGUCUCAAGGGUGGACCACUGCCAACGGGUAACCCCAAACCAAUUGACAAAGGUAAGGAUGACCCCGAGGAUGAUGAUAAAGACGAGGACGAUGAUGAUGAUGACGAGGAGGAGGAGUGCACUACUGCAGCUCCACCAAAGUGCACUUUGACUCUCUCAUAUUACACAGGCGAAGACGGCGAGGGAACAAGCACCCGCAUCGGUAGUUGUGCCCCAGUCACAGGAUGA